Molecule: messenger RNA, 1327 nt
Organism: Pyricularia oryzae 70-15
Lineage: Eukaryota; Fungi; Ascomycota; Sordariomycetes; Magnaporthales; Pyriculariaceae
Product: cutinase
Exons: 3
Coding region: 199-1062 (287 amino acids)
Biological process (GO): carbohydrate catabolic process
Cellular component (GO): extracellular region
Molecular function (GO): cutinase activity
Source: RefSeq, a predicted model, not a curated record
AGAUUGGAGGCAUCAGGGGUCAAUCUCCCCUGGUGUCUUGGAAUACCUCAUUUCUCGACCUCCAGAAUAUUUAUUCAUCGACUGGGGUGGUAUUUUGGGGUUUUCGAGCCGGUGACGACUUGGGCCUGCCCACCACAUCAAAACUGCCGUCCUUUGUUUUCAGUUCCAUUACCAAGAAAAGAGCAUAAAAAAGAAACCAUGUUCCCCCUGAGCCUUGGCAUCCUCCCCCUCACGCUCUUGCUCGCAGGGACCGUCGUCGCCUUGCCGUCAUCCUCGUCGGCCCAAUCCGCGAUACGGCCCCGGGCGGCCGCCCCUCCUCCUCCUCCUCUCCCAGCCGUAGCACCCCCGAUCCGGCAGAGGGACCAGGAUCUCGGCAAUGACACGCAGAACGGUCUCGUCGAGGGCCGGUGCGCGGCCGUAACGGUGCUCUUUGCCCGCGGCACCCUCGAGUCCGGAAACGUUGGCACCUUUGCCGGCCCGCCCUUCUUCCAGGCGCUUGCGGCGCGCCUGGGGCCCGACAGGCUCAACGUCCAGGGCGUCGAGUACCCAGCGGUUUCCAAGGGGUUCUUUAGUGGUGGUGACGCUUCCGGGUCGUCCAAGAUGGCCCAGCUUGCGACUGAGGCCGGGCAGAAAUGCCCAGGAACAAAGGUUGUCUUGUCGGGGUAUUCGCAAGGUGGCCAGCUCGUUCACAACGCCGCUCGGAUACUGGGUCCGCAAGGCAUAUCGGUUGUGUCCGCGGCCGUGACUUUUGGUGAUCCUUAUAAUCCAGCACCAGUGCCAGGCCUGCCGUCGGACGACAGCAUGAUCUUCUGCCACACAGGUGACGACAUAUGUAAGGGCGGCGAGCAGCUCUUCGACCCACACUUUACGUAUAACCGGGACGCCGGGGCGGCGGCGGAUUUCAUCGUGAGGAUAACAAAGAUGAAUGGGCCGCCGGGAGGGGGAAACAUGGCCCCGUUGCCGUUCCCUCCGCCGACGCCGAGUCCGGAUAACGCAAAUCCCGGAAUCAGUGGUAAGAUAUCUUUCGGUAUUCUGUCGCUGGGACGGAAACAAGAAGAGUGAUUGUCUUUUUUUGCUGGGGUUUAGUGGUAAAGCCACAACGCAUCUCCCCCCAAAAAAGAAGAGAAAAAAAAAGAAAAAAGGAAAGAAAAGAAAGAAAGAACUCGAAUGACGAUCCAGGCGUCGACAGCAUGUAUAGAGCAAGUUCCAAAUCAGGCUUACAGCUGCUCUCUUUGUAUUGGUGAGACCAGUCACCGUUGGCUUUGCCAAGCUGUGCAUCAAUAUAGAUUCAACAAAAAUUUAAAAGUUGCCUGUCUCUUGAGUGUAU